This is a messenger RNA of Patiria miniata (bat star), 2434 nucleotides long. RefSeq names its product WASH complex subunit 3-like. Gene Ontology annotation, biological process: actin filament polymerization; exocytosis. Gene Ontology annotation, cellular component: WASH complex. The record is from RefSeq and is a predicted model, not a curated record. Lineage: Eukaryota; Metazoa; Echinodermata; Asteroidea; Valvatida; Asterinidae. Bases 302 to 1033 code for a protein of 243 amino acids. The transcript is spliced from 7 exons.
CCUUCGGUGUAUUGACGAGGCCUUCGUGGCGCAAAGUUUUAACCAAACUGAAGACGAAGCCAAGGUUUCGAAUAAUUUGGCUACGGCUGGAAAUAACACACGGAUCUAUGGGAAGUGGCUGCAGCCGCUUCCAUAGUCGCGUGUGUAGUGUUUUACGUCCACCUCGUUACCGGUGACUGAUCCCGUAAUUUUGGAUGUGUAUUUGGUACCUUAAGGGCUAUCAGCCCUGGGAUCAAGGAAGCGGAUUCGUCUCCUUACAGUCAGGUACCCCUGAUAUUAUUGAUAACUUUCGUACUUGAUAAUGCUUAUGCGAGCCUGGGAACACUCUAGCGCUAUUUUGUGUAUUUCGCCCAUUUCGUUCCCAUCCUUUAACGUGUACGCCAAGUCCUAUAACGUUGUGAAGAGGAAUUGCAACUUUUUCUCAGAUAUUCCGCCAACAAUGGAUGCUGAUGGCUUGCCUCUAGUUGGUCCAGGGGUUGAUCUAACAAAGGUUGGAGCAAUUCAUCCCAAGCGAAUGUUGGCCUUUCUGAACCACUUUGUCACCCACACAACCAGAUUCCUCAAUAAGUUUUCAUGCGUCUGUGAGCAGAAACUGUCAGACUUGAAUACAAGAAUACAAAAGUUAGAGGUGACGAUGAACAUCCUUGAAGCUAAGCUAGCAUCCAUACCUGGUCUGGAGGGUGUGACUGUUGAGGUGCCCCCAGCCCCUGGACCAACUCCAGAGUCUCAACCUGCUGCAGCAGCCAACUUGCCAGCCUUGCCUCCGUCGGAAGAGCAGGAUCUUCCAGCAGUGGAGGCUGCACCAGAGGCUCCGCCCACAAUGACCGUGUCCCAGGACCCACGCUAUCUGAAGUAUUUCAAGAUGAUCAAUAUGGGUGUACCUGUAGGUGCACUGAGACAGAAACUCCUACUGGACGGACUUAACCCCGACUUGCUUGAUACUCCCAAUGCUCCUGCACCCCCUGCUGUACAAGACGAUUCCGACUCCGACUUCAGCGAGAGCAGCGAAGAACCAGAAGAGUUCAGUGACUAGACUGAAAAUCCCCUCAGACGGUUAAAUCACUCUCCAUCCAAAGUAACCAAAACAAAAAAAAUAUGGGUUUUAAUUCAUGUCAAAGAUUGUAAUGCAUUUUUAGUCAGUAUCACAUAAACUGGUCAACAGGUUUAACUGCCAAUAUAUUUCAGUGGCUUUAUCCUCUUUUUGUUAUUGGUUUAGAAAUGUGUUCCCUGUGCUCUACCACAAAUUAAUCUUUUUUUUCUAUUAAUAAAUUUCAACAAAAAAACCUUCCUUUUUCCUUUUUUGGAUAUCAGCUGUGCUCUUUUCUCAUGAGUGCCCUUUUUUUACGUCCCACAUUUUAUAUUAUCUAUAAGCUUUUUUUUCGGGAUGAAACUCGAAAAUAGCAUGGGGAACAUAACUUUAAAAAACAAGCUUUUGGCUGAAAUGUAUGUUAAAAGUUCUCUCAAAUGCAAUCAUAUUAUUUUCCCUUUUGUUACAGCUGUUUUAUAUUGACUGCCACAUGUAUGACUAACAAAAUGUGACACUUGCCAACUAUUUAAUUUCUCCAGUUACUUUUUAAAAUGAAAUUUGUUGGCAUUGGGAGUAAGAGAUCCUUAAUUUUGGACACCCACUCUACAAAUGGUGAUGAUAACUAGUAGGUCAAUUGUCAGUUUUUCAGAAGUUUGAAUAUCAACUUUUGUAUGCUUUUUAACUUCUUUUCCUUCAAAUUGUUCAAAAAUAAUGUUCUUUUUAUCGGCGAUUGCUUAAAGAUAAGUAAUAGGUAAAGCAGCAUGAUACACAAAAGGAGCCGAAAAUGUAAAAAAAAAUUAAAAUAAUAAUUUUAAGAGAAACCAAUUGUCAUGAAUUUGGAAAUGCUGUAAACAUAUCUGUCAUGAAUUUGGAAAUGCUGUAAACAUAUCUAUCUGUUAACUGGUCUGCAUGUGUAUUGAUGAGAAGCAAAAGCUGAGCCGUUACAUUGGUAGCUUUUUGUUUGAGGUAAAUUAUAUUAUUUGUAUUAAUGGUAAUAAAAUUACAAAGGGAACUGAAUACCUUGCUUCGCAAACAUUAAGGUUGCCAGCUUUAAUGCAAUACAUCAUAAUGUUCAAUGUAUAUUGCUUAUAUGCUAAUUUCGAAUUAAACUCUCCAAGCAAACUCAAUUGAAAUGACCUCAAGAAAAGUUGCACUUGAUUUCACAUUAUCAUUCAUCAAAUCAAACAAAAAUUUCCCCCAAAAAUGUGAUUCAAGUGAAUUUACCAUUUCCCACUACUAUAAAGGUCCUAUUAUUUUGUUUUCUUCAUUUGAGUUUAAAGCAAGUAUAAAAUACCUUAAAUUUUAUAAUGACCUUUAUAUAUACAUGUAUGUACAUAGUAAAACAGAUUGUUAUAUAGUAUUAUUGUAAUCAAGAAUAAAGAGUCAUCAUAAUAUGUAUAUCAAAAA